AGAGCAUUGGCGAUGUAGUUUCGGAGAAGAUUGACGAUGGACCACGCUUUCGAGCAAUGGUCAGUUAUCUCUACGGCCGAAUCACGGCAAGCCGAUGGUUGCCUCUGCAAUUACCAGAGAACGAGGCGAAGGGACUGCUGCUACGGCAAAGCCGUGGCACGUAUGUCACCGAGCCGGAGCGAAUCGACCCACUCCUGUUGGCGGCCGUACAGAAGAUGAAUGCGGAGGUGGCCUUCACCAUGACCACAGAGACGAUGAACGUCAUCUUUUCAACAUUGUCUCCAGAUCAGUGCGAGAUUAUCCUCGAGAACGGUUCCCAGCUCCAGGUUGUCGAGUCCCUCGCCGCAAUCGCUGCUGGCUCUGCGAACUUGCGAUUUUUCCAGUAUGCCGCGCUCCUGCGGGAGGAGCGUGUGUUGCUGAUCUGGCACGAUGAUCUCGACAGAGUCCUGAAACAAGCUGCCGAGAUGGAGCACAAGCUUUUGUCCCUCAUCUGGAGAGCAGCACGCCCAAUGAGCAUUGUCCCAUCUCCGCUGAACUCAGUACCGGCAAGCGGCAUCACUUCGCCUGUGGCGUCGACAUACAAUUUGGCCGCGGAGCUUAAGAAAACGCCAGUCGCCCAUACCAUCCAAGAAACGCCUUUUGUAGACGAGGAGAAAGGCCACACGGGAGCGGAAUCGUUGCAGCGGCCCGUCGUCGUGACAAGCACACUCUACGUCGGUCUCGGUGUUGCGGCCCUCACAAUCAUUCUCGUAGGCUCCUCAGUCUCCGAAAUGGUCGCUGCUUCACUUGUCGACGGCAACUACAUGCGCUUUGCGCUGAUUGCAGCCAUGCCGUUCAUCAUGUCUCUUGCUCUUUUCUUCACUACUGUUGUGUUUGGCAGCUUGUUCCAGGCGUUGGGACCUGUCGGUACAUGCAAGUCGAACACGCGGUACCAUUCCACCAUCAAGCCCAACGUCACCCGUGCUUAUGCUGCUGGGUUCAGCCCACCGCCAAUCACCAUUCAGAUGCCGGUUUACAAAGAGUCACUCGCGCAAACGAUCAAGCCGACUGUGGAAAGUCUGAAAGCAGCCAUCUCCCACUAUGAAUCUCACGGCGGCACUGCAACAAUCUUCAUCAACGACGACGGGAUCCAGCUCAUCUCUGAGGAAGACGCCACCGCCCGAAGAGAGUUUUAUCUUGACAACAACAUCGGCUGGGUCGGUAGACCGGGCCACAACUCCAAGCCGUGGGGUGAAGACGGCCCUACCUUUACCCGUGGUGGCAAGUUCAAGAAAGCGUCAAACAUGAACUUUGCCCUCAACUUCUCCAACAAGGUGGAGGAUGCGAUGCAAACGCUCGUUGACGAGCGUGCUCAGCGCGUUGGGCAUGACAUGCUCGACCAGUUCGAACACGAUGAGCUCUACGAGAUUGCCAUGCAGAAAGCUCUUGAGCAGGAAAAGAUCGCCUGGGCUGCCGGCAACAUCCGCAUGGGCGAGCACAUUCUCAUCGUCGACUCUGAUACUCGUGUACCUGUCGAUUGCCUUCUCUACGGUGCCGCCGAGAUGUUCUUCUCCCCCGAGGUCGCCAUUGUGCAACACUCGACGGGCGUUAUGAAGGUCGUGGGCGACUACUUUGAGAAUGGCAUUGCCUUCUUCACGGAUCUCAUCUACAGCGCAAUCCGCUACGCCGCGUCGAGUGGCGAGGUUGCUCCUUUCGUUGGCCACAAUGCGUUCUUGCGAUGGAAGGCUAUCCAGGCUGUUGGCACCACGAACCAGGAGACCGGCUUCGUCACUUACUGGUCCGAGAGCCACGUUUCCGAGGACUUCGAGAUUUCGCUCAAGGUUCAGACAAAUGGCAACGUCGUCCGGCUUGCCAGCUACCACGGCGACGGCUUCAAGGAGGGUGUCUCGCUCACGAUCUAUGAUGAGCUGGCCCGUUGGGAAAAGUACUCUUUCGGCUGCAACGAGCUCAUGUUCAACCCAAUGAGGUCGUGGAUCACCAAGGGACCUUUCACCAAGAUCUUCCGAACCUUCAUCUGGGCCGACAUGCCCCUCACCUCCAAGAUUACCAUCUUUGGCUACAUCGCGUCAUAUUACUCUAUCGCGUCCUCUCUGCCACUUACAAUCCUUAACUACUUCCUCGUUGGUUGGUUCGUUGACGAUCUCGACAAGUUCUACCUGCAGUCAUUUAAUGUCCUCCUGUCAAUUGUCUUCGUCUUCAACGGUCUCGGCACGGUGUGCCGCGCAAUCCUCUUCUACCGGACCGGCGAGAAGCCCUUUGUGCGCGCGCUCAUCGAGGAGCUCACCUGGACGCCCAUGUUUGUCGUCUUCUUCGGCUCCCUGUCGUUCCACCUCAACCUGUCCAUCCUCGCGCACAUGUUCUCCAUCGACAUGCAGUGGGGCGCCACGGCCAAGGAGAAGGAGAACAGCAACUUCUUCAAGGAGGUGCCCAAGAUCUUCUCGACCUUCAAGUGGAUGUACGUGGCCUGCGUGCCCAUCAUCGGCGCCAUGAUCUACCUCGGCUGCUUUGCGCCGUACGGGUACGAGAUCAACACCCUUGCCGCUGUUCUGCCAUUAGCACUCGCGAUUGGCUCACACAUGCUCAUGCCCUUCCUCCUUAACCCUUCGUUGAUGGUAUUCAACUACUGAACAAGUAAAAACACAAACAUAAUGCCACAAGGCUGGAUGCGUCCAGCAAAAGGAUUGUCGCCCACCCUGGAAAUGUGAAUACUCGGGCACAUUUAAUACAUCGGUUUCGGGGCUAGCAAAGUCACCCCCGACGAGCUCACCUGCAUAUAUAUAUAUAUUCAUAUAUACUGGCCAGCAAACCUCGUCGUAGCUUAAUGGUUUUUCAUAUUUUCGUCUUUCC
Messenger RNA from Microdochium trichocladiopsis, 2847 nucleotides. Its product is annotated as glycosyl transferase family group 2-domain-containing protein. NCBI's taxonomy places the organism in Eukaryota, Fungi, Ascomycota, Sordariomycetes, Xylariales, Microdochiaceae. The coding region runs from base 57 to 2627 and encodes 856 amino acids. The record is from RefSeq and is a predicted model, not a curated record. The transcript has 4 exons.